CAAAAUACAACUAACCUACAUCCUCAAUCCUGCACGUUCAAUCCUAUCAUCAUGCACACAUAUACACAAUCCAAAUGGCCACUUACUCAAACACAGACGACCAAUAACUCAAUAUGCAACGAAGACAAACUUUUAAUCAGUAUAUGCAGUACUUGCCGACGUAAUGGCCGGUUUGCUAAGUCAGCUGAAUAUAUGCCAUGUUUGGAUACAUAUCAUCUACACGUAAUCAGUUUAAACGUCGCUUCCUAGAUAUGCGACGAGAGCAUGUUCUAUUCUGGUUCAAUCAGAACAAGUUUUUUAAAUGUUUUGAUUGUAAUGUAAGUUUGAGUUAGUUUUGUUUUCAACAUUUCAUCAUAGAAGUUUCUAUUUGAAAUAAAUGAAGUAUGAAAAGGAAAGUUGAAAAAAAUAUGAAGAGACUAGGGUCUGAUUACAUCCCUCUAGUAGAUGGAGAAGGCAGCAGGUUGCGCCUAGUAAUUUCAUUCUCUAGGAUAGCAUGGUUUACUGUAUCAUUGCCAUUUUGUGGCUUUGCAUUUUGCAUAAUUUGGUCUAUUCUGUAUAAUUUUGAACAAGCUACAGAAACACACUGCAACGUGUACAACUUUUUACCAUCAGUAUCAGCUGCAAUUGGUCAUUAUAGGCCUCAAAAACAUAUUUGGGAAUUUACCAUUGCUGUACAAGCUAUCAUUAGACUCUUAGUAUUAUUUAUGUAUUAUGAAUAUUACAAAGACACUGCCUAUAAGUGGGCAAGAGGAAUAACUAAUUUUGCUCUUUUUAGUUACUUCUUAGAAAAUACAGCUUUAGUAACAUUGAGUUUUUGGUCUUCCAAUGAAAAUUAUGUUUUUCAUAAAAUAUCAUUUAUUACGUUCCUUCUAAUGUCUUUAAUGCACAUGGUUCUAUCUUAUAUUAUAGCCAUGAAUUGUUGCAAUGUUGCUAAAGAUACAAACAAUAGUAUAUCACUCAAAUGGAAGUUCAAUUCAAUGGUACUAAAUGUCACUGCUACAAUGUUGGCUUGCUAUUUCUUUUACAGGCACAACAAAUAUUGUGAACCAUUUGUUUACUCAAUGUUCGCAUUAGCUGAGUAUGUUGUAGUCAUUACGAACAUGGCAUUUCAUGUGACAGCAGCUUAUGAUUUUGCUGGCAGAAGUUUAUUGAUAUCUACAAAUGGAUUACGUAUUAUUUGAUUAUGUGGUUUCUUUGGAACAAGAUUUAUAAAAUGUACAUAUCUAUUUAUUCUAAAAAUAUAUUCAUUAAAAUUUGGUAAAAAACCUUACAAAAUAAAAAUUUUAUGAUGUUAGCACUUACAAAAAUUUAUACAGAUUUCACAAAGCUAUAAUAAAGUCUUCU
Molecule: messenger RNA, 1344 nt
Organism: Phymastichus coffea
Lineage: Eukaryota; Metazoa; Arthropoda; Insecta; Hymenoptera; Eulophidae
Product: post-GPI attachment to proteins factor 2-like
Exons: 5
Coding region: 384-1181 (265 amino acids)
Biological process (GO): GPI anchor biosynthetic process
Cellular component (GO): Golgi membrane; endoplasmic reticulum membrane
Source: RefSeq, a predicted model, not a curated record